AGCGAAAGAUGUUCAAAGUAGACCUUAUUAGUAAAACAUGCUUGCAACGAUAAUGAUAUUGACGUUGAUGAAAAAUGUCACUGGAACCUGCUUUAUCCUUUCACGGUAUGCAAUUAGUACCACUACAACUCACAUAAUUCUAUAUUUAUCGAUUUAAGCAGAACAUUUCGCAUCAGUAAGCCGUGACCUGUUGUUGAGUGCAGUCAGAAAAUGUUGCUUUGUAUUUGUUUGUUAUUCACGAUCACCGCUGCGACUUCCGCGCAAGGAAUCUCAACUGCAGACGGGAAGAUCAAGAUGACGAUUGUGACAACGGCCGGGUGUGGGGACACUGUGAACUUCAUCACGAAGCAGUUGAGUCCUGUUUAUGACAAAUUCAGUGAGCACCUGAUUCUCGAGUUCGUCCCGUGGGGGCGGACUAGGAGGAACCGGAAUGGCGGUCUGGUGUGUCAGUUCGGAACUAAAGACUGCUUCGCCAACCGCGUCCAUCGCUGCACCCUCGACAUGUUGAAGAACAACCAGUAUAAUCAGGUCAAGUACAUGGUCUGUGAGUUCAGUUUACGUUCCGCAUACAAGAAUGCUGACCUUACGUGCGCCAAGAACGCUGGAGUCAAUUUGAGUGAGCUAGAAUCUUGUGUGAAGACGCCAAAAGGAGAUAUACUAGAUGCAGAGGAUGAAGCUAAAGCGGCGGAGCCAAUGAGAGUCGUCAACUUCGUGCCCGCGAUAGCGUUCAAUGGUGUCAGUGACUACAGUGUGCAGAGAGCGGCAAGGACCGACUUGAAGACACUGGUCUGUGGGGCUCUGCAAGCUGAUCCCAGUACGAGGUCAAAUGUUGCUGGCUUUUGUUAGCAUUAUACAAAAAUGAUUGCAUGUGUGACGAAUGUGCAAAACUUGAUAAUUUAAUACAUGGUAUGUAAAAACUA
Plutella xylostella (diamondback moth) is the source of this 920-nucleotide messenger RNA. Its product is annotated as GILT-like protein 1. Lineage: Eukaryota; Metazoa; Arthropoda; Insecta; Lepidoptera; Plutellidae. Gene Ontology annotation, molecular function: oxidoreductase activity, acting on a sulfur group of donors, disulfide as acceptor. The record is from RefSeq and is a predicted model, not a curated record.